UCCCCCUGGCUGCCCCCCAGAUGCUGAAGAAGCUAGAGCAGAUGAAGAAGAAGGCCGAGGCUGUGGUGAGCACCGUGGACAUCUCGGAGCGGGAGAAGGUGGCCCAGCUGCGCCGCAUCUACAAGAAGGCGGGGCUGGCCAAGGAGAAGCGGCAGGUCACCUACCUGGUGGCCAAGAAGGGCGUGGGGCCGCGGGUGCGGCGUCCCCCCGGCGUCAAGGGCCAGUUCAAGGUGGUGGACAGCCGCCUCAAGAAGGACGUGAGGGCUCAGAAGCGCAAAGAGCAGAAGAAAAAGCGCCACAAGUGAGGUGGGAGCGGCUCCGUCCCCAGCAGGGGACUGGGCUCGGGGCACGGGGCUGGCUCCUGAGCCCCACUGCCACCUCAGCAGCCCUGGGGGCAGGGCUGGGGCCUGGCCACGCCUGGCUGAGCGCCUGCCUUGCUGUGACCCUGA
Molecule: messenger RNA, 449 nt
Organism: Ficedula albicollis (Collared flycatcher)
Lineage: Eukaryota; Metazoa; Chordata; Aves; Passeriformes; Muscicapidae
Product: pre-rRNA processing protein FTSJ3-like
Exons: 2
Coding region: 21-305 (94 amino acids)
Biological process (GO): rRNA processing
Cellular component (GO): nucleus
Molecular function (GO): methyltransferase activity
Source: RefSeq, a predicted model, not a curated record